GAAAAUGAUGCUUUGAGGGAGCAACUAAGUGACGAUGAAUCCCUUACAGAGGAGCUGAUUGAUGGAAUGAUAUCUAAUUUUCUACAACAAGUAGAAGAUGGAAGUUGGAGAUCAGAAGGGUGGCCUCAUAGUUUCACUGAUUACUCGGUGUCAAAACUUGCGGUUAAUGCCUAUACAAGGUUUUUGGCAAGGAAGUUUUCUGAAAGGCCAGAGGGUGAAAAGAUUUACAUUAAUUGUUAUUGCCCUGGUUGGGUGAAAACUGCUCUAACAGGUUAUUCAGGAAGUGUCACAAUUGAGCAAGGGGCUGAUACUGCCGUGUGGAUUGCCCUUGUUCCUGAUCAAGCAAUUACUGGGAAAUUUUUUGCAGAAAGAAGGGAGAUUAACUUUUAAGGGGUUAGUGGAAUUGAAUUGCUACUAGCUACCACCUAAUUGCAAAGGAAAGGAACUUAGAAGUCAUGUGGUAACUUAAGGUCUGUGUGUUAAGAGCAAGCAGCACAUUAAGAGACUAGAUGUUAUGAUAGAUGACCAAAUAGUCCAUUAAUGAUUUAAUGUGGCAUUGCAAUGGUAUUUGU
Messenger RNA from Glycine soja, 572 nucleotides. Its product is annotated as carbonyl reductase [NADPH] 1-like. Bases 67 to 390 code for a protein of 107 amino acids. Gene Ontology annotation, cellular component: membrane. Gene Ontology annotation, molecular function: oxidoreductase activity. The record is from RefSeq and is a predicted model, not a curated record. The transcript has a single exon. NCBI's taxonomy places the organism in Eukaryota, Viridiplantae, Streptophyta, Magnoliopsida, Fabales, Fabaceae.